CCUGUUUCAAGGGUCAAUCAAAUUCUUGUUGAACUCAAGUCUGCUCUGCCCGUCUUAAAUCUUUCAGCUUCGCGUACCCUUUUCAAUAGAUUGAUCCAUUCGCACACUUCCAGUUGCUAUGUUCGUGCUUUUGAUUAUUGUUGCAGUACCCACCGAAACAUUUUCGGACCAAAUCCUCAAUUUGUUUCACUUACUUUUGUGAUUUUUUCAGUUGUUGUUAUCAUUUUGAAGCAGAGAAGAAUGUUUCUAAGAACGGUGUGGAAUGUAACGAUUGACAUGAAUUCGAGGCUCUUCCCUGUAGUGAAAAGGUCAUUAUCAGUUUCAGGAAGAGAGAGUGUAAGAGAUUUGGCUUCAAAAGAUGGGGAACUCAGAGUCUUUCUCGUUGCUGGGGAGGUUUCAGGUGACAUUAUCGCGUCUCGUUUCAUGAACUCUUUGAAAAGGCUGUCUCCAAUUCCUGUCCGUUUUGCGGGUGUGGGAGGGUUGAUGAUGUCACGGCAAGGAUUGAAUUCUUUGUUUCCUAUGGAAGAUAUUGCAGUCAUGGGCAUCUGGGAGUUGUUGCCGCAUCUUAGUAUGUUCAAGCUUAGAUUGAAAGAGACAAUUGAGUCAGCUCUUACUUUUCGGCCACAUGUUGUGCUAACAGUGGACUCAAAAGGGUUUUCCUUUCGUUUUCUGAAGAAAUUGCGAGCUAGAUAUGGUGAGGAAAGACUGGCUAGUCCUCAACAUUUUCACUAUGUAGCACCAUCUUUCUGGGCAUGGAGAGGAGGGGAAGCACGACUUAAAGGGCUUUCGGAGUUUGUGGAUCAUAUGUUCUGUAUUCUCCCAUUUGAGGCAGAAGUCUGUAGAUCAAAUGGAUUAGCUGCAACAUUUGUGGGCCAUCCAACAUUAGAAGAUGCACUAGAGCUUAAGAUUAACAAAUGCAUAGUGAACGAGUGGAAAGUUCAAGGUGAUGGAGAGAAAUUUAGGAAGAAUUAUGGGAUAUCUUCAGAAUCGACAAUCAUUUCUUUGCUUCCUGGAAGCCGGUUGCAAGAGGUCACACGAAUGCUUUCCAUAUUUUCACGCACUAUGGAGCUACUAAAAAAUGCCUUCUCGGAGUUGACAGCAGUUAUCCAUGUGGCACCUAAUACGCAUGUGGAAGAGUAUAUCAGCAAGGCUGUUCAUGAAUGGCCUGUAUCUGUUGUAUUGGUUCCAGGAGGGUCACCAUGCAUGAGAUACAAUUCGUUCAGUGCAAGUAGACUAGCAUUGUGUACAUCUGGGACUGUGGCUGUGGAAUUGCAGCUGGCACGGUUACCUUGUGUUGUUGCAUAUCGAGCCCAUCUCCUCACUGAGUGGUUCAUUCGAUACAAAGCUAAAAUACCUUACAUCUCACUUCCUAAUAUCGUUCUGGAUUCCCCUAUAAUUCCUGAAGCUCUUUUUGAAGCGUGCACGCCCUCACGAUUGGCACCACUGCUCAUAGACUUGAUGCACGAUGAGAGCCUGCGUUGGAAACAAGUAUCUGCAGCUGAAAAGUUUCUCAAUUUACUUGAUCCUCUGAAGAGAGUAAGUGGCAACCCAGCCCAGUCAAGACACAAACUUCUGGAAUAUACACCAAGCGUGAUAGCAGCAUCAGCAGUAUGGAACUCUUGAAGGAUUUGAUAGUUGUACUCCUAUUUUUUAUUUCAUGGGUUGAUUUUUCCGAUUCCUGACUGUUAGACAACGGGUUUUGUGAAAAUGUUUCUCAUCAGAAUCAGAACAAAAUAAUCACUGUACCGGUAAAUUCACUUUUUGUCCUCCAAGUAUAUCACUGAUUCAUAUUUGGUCCUCAUGGUACACAUUUCA
Messenger RNA from Sesamum indicum (sesame), 1815 nucleotides. It is a transcript of the gene LPXB, whose product is annotated as lipid-A-disaccharide synthase B. The record is from RefSeq and is a predicted model, not a curated record. Gene Ontology annotation, biological process: lipid A biosynthetic process. Gene Ontology annotation, molecular function: phospholipid binding; lipid-A-disaccharide synthase activity. NCBI's taxonomy places the organism in Eukaryota, Viridiplantae, Streptophyta, Magnoliopsida, Lamiales, Pedaliaceae.